Messenger RNA from Drosophila biarmipes, 897 nucleotides. RefSeq lists its product as uncharacterized. Lineage: Eukaryota; Metazoa; Arthropoda; Insecta; Diptera; Drosophilidae. Bases 100 to 708 code for a protein of 202 amino acids. The record is from RefSeq and is a predicted model, not a curated record. The transcript is spliced from 4 exons.
CGCUGAACAACGCAACCAAAUGUGAGAAAAUUUGCAUGGGUCAGGUAAAUUCUGACAGUACGUGCCUCAGUCAGUGGGUGAUCGUGAAGAACGUCUAACAUGGGACUAGCGGCCUGCAUAUGCACCAAAGUGCUCCAGCUGAUUGCCACAGUGGCUGCCCUGAUUGUGAAGAGACUGUCGGACAAACAUUCGGAGAGGGUGUUUGCCCUGAACAAAAAACAGUCCAGGGAAUGGACACUUCUGAACAACAUCUCCUGGUCGAAGGAAGGCGACGACUUCAGCACUCUCACCUUCGUGGGCUACACCUUCAUCUCAGCAGUUUUGCUACUCACAAGAAUCAUCGAUUCAACCUCGAACUACAGCACUUGCGAAGUAGUUCUGUUGACCUGUGGAGUUCUGUUCUUCACUAUAGAGGGACUGCUCAUAUUCUUCACCGUCGAACAACUGCCCGAGAAUCUCCUGAUCUACGCCUACGUCUUGGGAAGCCUGUCUUUUAUCUGUGCAGCGUUGUUUGCUCUGGACCUGCUGCUCUUCAAGAACUUGCUCAAGCUGAAGAACUCCACGGCGCAAACAGAUCAGCUGAAGGAAACAGUGGCCCUAAAGGUGUAUAACUUGUCCCAGGAGCCGAGGACAAGCUGCUGCAGCAGUAGUCCCCGAACUCACAUCGUCAAUGAAACGAACAAGAACUACUUACGGACGGAUUUAUAGAGCCCAUUCAAACAAAUCCUUAUACAUAUCUGCAUCUUUCGUUACCUUUAUUGCCGUUGCUUUUCGAAUGUAGUGAAACAAAGUAUGCUUUAUAAGAUCGUGCUGUUAAGACAACUAAUUGGAUUUCGUAUGUUAAUAAAGUUUUGGACAUUAAUCAACGCUAGAAGCGGCCUCAACUAAUACACAGAA